UUACAGACUUUGGAGAACGAAAUACGUAAACUUUAUGAUGUAGAGUUUUCAGAUGCUUAUUCAAGUGAUAAAUCAUUAUCAGUAGACGACAAGGCGGCUAUAAAGAUUGUGGAAGUUGGCACGCGCUUCGACAACGGUCAUUUUGUAGUUUCUAUACCGUGGAAAAAGAAUCCAGAUAUGAAAGUGGAUAAUUAUGAAGUAGCAAACCGUAGAUUACAAAGUUUGAAGGGUAUGUUGUCGAAGGAUGUCAGUCUGCACAUCAAGUAUAUCAAAAGUACUGAAAGUGAUUUUACUAAGACUUAUGCGAAGAGGGUCUUUGAAAUAUAUCUGCAGUCUUAUCGCCCUCGAUGGUAUUUACCUCAUCAUGCAGUAUUAAACAUGAAAAACCAGAUCUUAGAGUGGUCCUUGAUUGUGCCGCCCAGUUUGCAGGGGUUCCCCCAAAUGAUAUGAUUUAUCAAGAACCCGAUACCACCGCUGAGUUAAGGUGUAUAUUAAUAAGUUUUCGCAAGGAGGCAGUUGCAAUCCCUGCAGAUGUUGAAGAAAUGUUCAUGUAAGUGAAGGUCCCUGAGUCUGAUCGAGGAGCUUCAAGAUUUCUGUGGUGGCAGGAGGGAGACAUGUCGAGGGAACCAUCCGAGUUUCAAAUGACAUCCCAUCCAUUUGAUGCCACAUCAUCGCCAUUUUGCGCGAACUUUGCCCUGAAUAAGACGGCCCAAAUAUUCUCUGACGGUUGUGAUGGUUAUGUUGUAGAUGAUGUCAAGAAUAAUUUCUAUGUUGAUGAUUGCUUGAUAUCCGUUCCCACUUGUGAUCAAACAAAGAGUUUCGUUAAGCAUAUAAGUGAAUUAUUAUGUAGAGGAAGUAUACAAAAAAUGACCGAUCUUGAAUCUUGGUUCAAAUGUCCUACUUUAUUGCAUGGCGAAUUUUAUAUAACAAUCACUGACUGUCCGGAACCUACUCUUGACGAUAUUGAGUUUAGAAAAACUGCUGUGGUUAACUUGAGUAGUAUAAAGUACAGCAAGACACCUGUUCUCUCUUAUUAUUCCGAGUGGUUGAAAUUGGUCAGAGUUGUAACCUGGUUUAGAAGGUUCAUCGAAUUCCUGAUGGUACUUCGUUUACCGAGUUGCGAAGGAUCCGUUCAUCUAGGAUGUUUAAAGGUCAAAGAGCUUGAGAUUGCCAAGCGUAAGAUUUUAUUGAUGGUUCAGAGAGAAGUGUAUGGAGAAUUACUUAGUGAAUUUAAAAACAGCAGUAAAGUAGUAAGCCAUGAUGAUCUGAAAGGUUUAUCGUUGAUAAUGCUUGAUGGGUUACUCUGCGUUGGAGGUCGACUAAGAUACUCAGAUUUCCCAAAUGCUUUUAAAUAUCCAGUAAUUUUACCCAGUCGACACUUAGUGAGGGAACUGAUGAUUAGACAUUGUCAUAAAGAACAAGGACACAGGAAGAUCAUUAGAAAAAGGGUAUGGAUAUGUGUUUACUUGUUUGCAAACAUGGGCAGUACAUAUUGAAAUGAUGUGUAGUUUGAUUACUGAUUCAUUUUUAAUGGCUCUAUUACGUUUUAUUGGAAGAAGAAGGAAACCUCUGGAGAUUUACAGUGACAGUGCGUCAAGCUUCGUGGUGACAGUUUCUGAGUUAAGCAGGUUUGUGCAGCAGUCGAAUCAGAAGAUGAACAUUGAAUUGUCAGCGAGGCCCUCAUCCAACAGCAUGGGUGGAGUUUGGGGAAGAGUGAUUAGGUCUAUAUCACGACUGUUAUUGUUGAUCACCAGAGAACAGGUGAAGCAGGUCUCCUUGAAGCUUUAGAUUAGUCUUUGUUGUUAUUAAUGUAGUUAGGUCGAGUAGGCGUACUGUUGUAAGUCCUACUCGUUCCUAUGGUGUGAUAUGUUAUAUAAUGAACCAUGACCAUAGGCAUCAAGGUAGCUUGUGUGGUAUGGAGGGAUUUUGGGGGCCGGUGUAAGAUCCAUUUCGAAGGUUUUGUGUGUUGGUGAAAAUCCCUCCAUGUAUAUACUUGUACUUUGUUCCUAUUGAUCCCCUUAGUUGUACAUUGUUGUAUUUUGAUUACAUUUGAAUUGUUAAUACUUGUAUUUUUUAUUAUAGUUUUUGUUUUCUUACGCAUUCACUAAGUUUGUGUUUCUUCCUGAACUGCAUCUGUGUUGUUUUACUUGACACUUGUUCUUGGCGGUAGCCAUAUUGAUUUGCUCCUCCUUUCCUGUGUGUGUUCUAUCCAGUCAGGAUAGAAUAACGUUCAUUUGUUUUGACUGGUAAUUUUCCCUCAUCUUCUAUCAACUUCUUUAUUUAUUGUAAUUUAGAUUUGAUUGAUUGAACAAUUAUUGGUUGAAUAGCCGGGUGGUAAUAUUUGUUUAGGUAACGAUUUACAUUUAAAUUUAUGAUGAAUUAUAGAACCGCUAUUUACCCGAUUACUUGUUUUGAUUUCGACGGGAAAGGGCGUGUGUCUAAAGUCCCCGGUCGGCUAUUCUUCAACAUCCAAACCGAAGUUUGGAUUUUACAGUUCUAAACAAUUAUUACUUGGCCGAAGUCCUUUGGUAAUCGUUCGCGGAUUUUCUGGAAAUAAUUGGUCGUUUCGUUUAUAAUGCCAGUUAAUCGUCGAAGGAGAUCAAGCUCAAAGUUCGUCGAUGUUAAUGAAGAAUCCCCUAUUGUCAAGCAAGUGCCUUUUGACGUCCUUAAGGGUCAUGAUUCAGACUCAAAUAGGGUUGAUUAUCAUGGUAGUGAUUCUAGUCUUAAUUCGAUGUCAGAUGACGUAAAAAAUCUUAGUUUAAAGGAGAAGCAAAGGCCUGAAUUACCAGGAAAGAGCAUGUUGCCUAUAGUUCAUGUUGUUUGCCCAGAACUACCAAAGGUUGAACUGAGUUAUUUCGAUGGAGAGCCAAGAGGAUACUGGAAGUUUAUAAGGCAAUUCGAGACGUAUGUAGCAUCAAGAGUCACGGAUGAUAACCAGCGCUUGCUCUAUUUGAUACACUAUUGUAAGGGCAAGGCUAAAACAGCUAUUGAAGGUUGUGUCAUGAUGGAGGCAUCCUCUGGCUAUAAAAGAGCAAGGGAGAUUUUAAAACGUUUUUUCGGACAGUCUCACGUAAUUGCUCGAGAAACACUAGAGGACUUAUUCAGUGCUGUGAAUUUUGAGUAUAUUGACGGGGACCAACUAUCAAACUUGGCUAUUAAAAUGGAAAACUGUGCUAUGGUCUUGGAACAGAUGAAUUAUACUUCUGAUCUAAAUUCCUUAGUUACUUUGGAAAGAAUAGUGAGACUCUUGCCUCAACCUAUGCAAGCCCAGUGGGCGGACUGGGUGGAUAAAUUGACUGAAGAUAACAGGGAACCGACCUUCGACGAGCUCACUCAGUUUAUCGCAUCGCGUGCGAGAGUGGCUUGUAGUAGAUUUGGACGGUUAGCAAACCGUUCAAGAAAAGGGCAUAACGUAAAGACGAACUGUCACGUGCAAUCAGAGCAAGGGAAUAGUUCGACAACGAAAACUAAAUGCAGUAUGUGUUACUACGACCAUGCCAUUGAUAAAUGUCCACAGUUCUUAGCGCUUACAGUUCAAGACCGAUGGUCUUACGCUAAAAGCAAGGGUAUCUGUUUCGUCUGUCUUAGACAAGGACAUAGAGUUAAGGAAUGUAAGCUGACGAAGCGUUGUAACGUUGAGGGUUGUGAAAAGAAACACCAUUCUCUGUUGCACAGCGAGAGUGAGAAACCUAGUAUCUCGAAUUGUUGCGGAUAUACUAAAUCACUAAUCAGUCAAGUGUGUUUAGGCAUGAUUCCCGUACGGUUGAAAUCGCGAAAGGCCGAGAUUGUGGGUUAUGCUCUGUUGGACAACGGUUCUGAUGUGACACUGAUAAAAUCAAACUGUUUGAGGUCUCUCGGGCUGAGCAAAGACGAAGCAUCAGUGGUAGUUGAGACUGUGGGCAGUAAUAGAACAAUGAAGGUCACGAGUGCGCCUUUUGAGGUAUAUUCUUUAGAUCGAUCUGAACAUGUUACGAUUGAAGGAGCUCUGAUUGUGGCAGGUAUACCAGGUCAUAAGCCAACAAAGUCAGCGAUGAACAACCUAGUUAAGUGGCCGCAUUUAAGUGAUGUGCCAAUAGAUAGCCUAGAUUCUGAAGAAGUUUUACUGUUGAUUGGUUGCGACGUACCAGAAGCACAUUGGGUGUUAGACCAACGGUUGGGUGGAAGGAAGAACCCGUACGCUGUGGAAACGUUGCUGGGGUGGACGGUUUUCGGACCUGCGUCGUAUUCGGAAUAUAGGAAAAGAGUUGUUAAUCAUACCAGUAAAUUACAGACUUUGGAGAACGAAAUACGUAAACUUUAUGAUGUAGAGUUUUCAGAUGCUUAUUCAAGUGAUAAAUCAUUAUCAGUAGACGACAAGGCGGCUAUAAAGAUUGUGGAAGUUGGCACGCGCUUCGACAACGGUCAUUUUGUAGUUUCUAUACCGUGGAAAAAGAAUCCAGAUAUGAAAGUGGAUAAUUAUGAAGUAGCAAACCGUAGAUUACAAAGUUUGAAGGGUAUGUUGUCGAAGGAUGUCAGUCUGCACAUCAAGUAUAUCAAAAGUACUGAAAGUGAUUUUACUAAGACUUAUGCGAAGAGGGUCUUUGAAAUAUAUCUGCAGUCUUAUCGCCCUCGAUGGUAUUUACCUCAUCAUGCAGUAUUAAACAUGAAAAAACCAGAUCUUAGAGUGGUCCUUGAUUGUGCCGCCCAGUUUGCAGGGGUUCCCCCAAAUGAUAUGAUUUAUCAAGAACCCGAUACCACCGCUGAGUUAAGGUGUAUAUUAAUAAGUUUUCGCAAGGAGGCAGUUGCAAUCCCUGCAGAUGUUGAAGAAAUGUUCAUGUAAGUGAAGGUCCCUGAGUCUGAUCGAGGAGCUUCAAGAUUUCUGUGGUGGCAGGAGGGAGACAUGUCGAGGGAACCAUCCGAGUUUCAAAUGACAUCCCAUCCAUUUGAUGCCACAUCAUCGCCAUUUUGCGCGAACUUUGCCCUGAAUAAGACGGCCCAAAUAUUCUCUGACGGUUGUGAUGGUUAUGUUGUAGAUGAUGUCAAGAAUAAUUUCUAUGUUGAUGAUUGCUUGAUAUCCGUUCCCACUUGUGAUCAAACAAAGAGUUUCGUUAAGCAUAUAAGUGAAUUAUUAUGUAGAGGAAGUAUACAAAAAAUGACCGAUCUUGAAUCUUGGUUCAAAUGUCCUACUUUAUUGCAUGGCGAAUUUUAUAUAACAAUCACUGACUGUCCGGAACCUACUCUUGACGAUAUUGAGUUUAGAAAAACUGCUGUGGUUAACUUGAGUAGUAUAAAGUACAGCAAGACACCUGUUCUCUCUUAUUAUUCCGAGUGGUUGAAAUUGGUCAGAGUUGUAACCUGGUUUAGAAGGUUCAUCGAAUUCCUGAUGGUACUUCGUUUACCGAGUUGCGAAGGAUCCGUUCAUCUAGGAUGUUUAAAGGUCAAAGAGCUUGAGAUUGCCAAGCGUAAGAUUUUAUUGAUGGUUCAGAGAGAAGUGUAUGGAGAAUUACUUAGUGAAUUUAAAAACAGCAGUAAAGUAGUAAGCCAUGAUGAUCUGAAAGGUUUAUCGUUGAUAAUGCUUGAUGGGUUACUCUGCGUUGGAGGUCGACUAAGAUACUCAGAUUUCCCAAAUGCUUUUAAAUAUCCAGUAAUUUUACCCAGUCGACACUUAGUGAGGGAACUGAUGAUUAGACAUUGUCAUAAAGAACAAGGACACAGGAAGAUCAUUAGAAAAAGGGUAUGGAUAUGUGUUUACUUGUUUGCAAACAUGGGCAGUACAUAUUGAAAUGAUGUGUAGUUUGAUUACUGAUUCAUUUUUAAUGGCUCCAUUACGUUUUAUUGGAAGAAGAAGGAAACCUCUGGAGAUUUACAGUGACAGUGCGUCAAGCUUCGUGGUGACAGUUUCUGAGUUAAGCAGGUUUGUGCAGCAGUCGAAUCAGAAGAUGAACAUUGAAUUGUCAGCGAGGCCCUCAUCCAACAGCAUGGGUGGAGUUUGGGGAAGAGUGAUUAGGUCUAUAUCACGACUGUUAUUGUUGAUCACCAGAGAACAGGUGAAGCAGGUCUCCUUGAAGCUUUAGAUUAGUCUUUGUUGUUAUUAAUGUAGUUAGGUCGAGUAGGCGUACUGUUGUAAGUCCUACUCGUUCCUAUGGUGUGAUAUGUUAUAUAAUGAACCAUGACCGUAGGCAUCAAGGUAGCUUGUGUGGUAUGGAGGGAUUUUGGGGGCCGGUGUAAGAUCCAUUUCGAAGGUUUUGUGUGUUGGUGAAAAUCCCUCCAUGUAUAUACUUGUACUUUGUUCCUAUUGAUCCCCUUAGUUGUACAUUGUUGUAUUUUGAUUACAUUUGAAUUGUUAAUACUUGUAUUUUUUAUUAUAGUUUUUGUUUUCUUACGCAUUCACUAAGUUUGUGUUUCUUCCUGAACUGCAUCUGUGUUGUUUUACUUGACACUUGUUCUUGGCGGUAGCCAUAUUGAUUUGCUCCUCCUUUCCUGUGUGUGUUCUAUCCAGUCAGGAUAGAAUAACGUUCAUUUGUUUUGACUGGUAAUUUUCCCUCAUCUUCUAUCAACUUCUUUAUUUAUUGUAAUUUAGAUUUGAUUGAUUGAACAAUUAUUGGUUGAAUAGCCGGGUGGUAAUAUUUGUUUAGGUAACGAUUUACAUUUAAAUUUAUGAUGAAUUAUAGAACCGCUAUUU
Schistosoma haematobium is the source of this 6661-nucleotide messenger RNA. RefSeq lists its product as uncharacterized. NCBI's taxonomy places the organism in Eukaryota, Metazoa, Platyhelminthes, Trematoda, Strigeidida, Schistosomatidae. The record is from RefSeq and is a predicted model, not a curated record. The transcript has a single exon. Bases 2576 to 4819 code for a protein of 747 amino acids.